GGUACCAGCGGUCCGUACAGCCUCUCUUUAGCCCCCCCAGCCCCGUCGCUCGCUGACUGACGGAAAAUGUUAGGAAAAGCGAAAGAGGCAGGCGUGUUUUAGCAGAUGCCUCCUACUGUCCCGAUUCAGCCCGUUUACUGCCUCUCGUACAGAGAGAGAGGGUGAGAGGAGAGCGCGCGGAGUUGUCCAGGAAUUUGAAACCGCCUCAUUCGAACUUCUCCGUCUUCUUCCGUGUUUAAAACUGUCUACCCAGCCUCUCUCCGUCUCACUUCGCCGUUGACAGUCACUCGCAAGUUUGACAAACUUAACAGCUGUAGACCAGCGCGACGCAACGGGCACAGGAGUAGAGAGCAGAAGGAAGGACCCCCCCUCCCUCAGACCCCCUGUACCGCCGGACCGAAGGGCACAAACCGCCACCUGCUUCCCCUGCAGCUGUGUGUGAGGCACGUGAAGGUCAUUGAGCUGAUUGCUCUGGUGGGAUUUCUUCAGCGUGGCCUGUGCUGUUGAUCCUCAUCUGUUUUCCCCUCUCUCCUCAUCCGUUCAGGGAACAAGGCGGAACAUUAAAUCAUAAAUAACUCGACUGACGGAGUCUGGUGCCGGGAGACCGAAGGAACUGGCAGUGUAUGCGGUUUGUCUGGAGAAGAAAUCUGCUCAUCUCUGUCAGGUGCCACGAGGUGAGAUCGGUUUGAGCGAACCCCCCACACGGUCAACAGGUUGGGGUCAGAGGUCGUGGCCAUGACGACUCGAGGGCUGGUGGUCCGGCUCUUGGUGCUGCUGGGCGUGCUGGCCGUGGCUCAUGCUUCUGUCUUCCUGUCCAAUCAGAAGCCUCGAUUUCAGCGUGACCGUCGUAACAUUCGCCCUAACAUCAUCCUCAUCCUCACUGAUGACCAAGAUGUUGAACUGGGCUCUAUGCAGGUCAUGAAUAAGACUCGGCGGAUCAUGGAACAGGGUGGGACCCUCUUCUCCAACGCGUUCGUCACCACGCCCAUGUGCUGUCCAUCACGCUCCUCCAUGCUGACGGGAAAGUACGCCCAUAACCACAACACCUACACCAACAACGAGAACUGCUCCUCACCCUCCUGGCAAGCCCAACAUGAGCCGCGGACCUUUGGAGUUUAUCUGAACAACACAGGCUACCGGACAGGAUUCUUUGGGAAGUAUCUGAAUGAGUAUAAUGGUACUUACAUUCCUCCGGGCUGGAAGGAGUGGGUCGCCAUGGUGAAGAACUCCCGCUUUUACAACUACACCCUGUGCAGGAACGGUGUCCGAGAGAAACACGGGUACGAGUACUCGAAGGACUAUCUGACAGAUCUCAUAACCAAUGACAGCAUCAAUUACUUCCGUAUGUCCAAGAAGAUCUUCCCUCACAGACCAGUGAUGAUGGUCAUAAGCCACGCUGCCCCUCAUGGCCCGGAGGACGCGGCCCCUCAGUACACCACUGCAUUCCCCAACGCAUCACAACACAUAACGCCCAGUUAUAACUACGCCCCUAAUCCAGACAAACACUGGAUUAUGCGCUACACCGGCUCCAUGAAGCCCAUUCACAUGGAGUUCACCAACAUGCUACAGAGGAAGAGACUGCAGACGCUGCUGUCUGUGGAUGACAGUGUGGAGAAGAUUUAUAACAUGCUGGUGGACACUGGAGAGCUGGACAACACGUAUGUAAUCUACACCGCUGAUCACGGAUAUCACAUCGGUCAGUUUGGAUUGGUCAAGGGGAAGUCAAUGCCUUAUGAGUUUGACAUCAGAGUGCCCUUUUUCAUCCGUGGCCCGAACGUGGAGGCAGGAGGCAUCAACCCACACAUUGUCUUGAACAUCGACUUGGCCCCCACCAUCUUGGACAUUGCUGGGAUAGAUGUUCCAUCAGACAUGGACGGCAAGUCAAUCCUCAAACUCCUGGACACUGACCGUGUUAUGAAUAGGUUCCAGUUCAACAAGAAGGGAAAAGUGUGGAGAGACUCGUUCCUGGUGGAGAGAGGAAAACUGCUGCAUAAAGUGUUGGAUGAAGGAAAAGAUAUGGCCCAGGAGGAAAACUACCUGCCCAAAUACCAGCGUGUUAAAGACUUGUGUCAGCGUGCAGAGUACAAGACGCCAUGUGAACAAAUUGGUCAGAAGUGGCAGUGUGUGGAAGAUGCUACAGGGAAGCUGAGAUUAUCUAAAUGUAAAGGCAUGGCCAGCAUCUCCUCUGUGAGGAAGCCUCCUGUAUCCGACAUGAAAUCACAGAUGUACCAGCAGAGUAUGAAUUCUGAUGUCAGCGUGAACUCUGACCCUCAAGACUGCAACUGCGAACCCAAAACCUACAGACUGAGCACGUACUCCAAAAAUAAACUUUUCUCGAAAAAGAAACUGAAGUCAUUAAAGAGCUACUCUAGGAAUCGCUUCGCUCGGGCUGUUUCCAUGGAGAUGGAGGGAGAUCUGUACGCAGUGGACCUGGAUGAUGAAUACAGACCCACGGGCCCCAGGAACUACAGCAGAGGACAGAACACAGCGGAUGAGGGAGAGUUUAGUGGGAUGGGACCCACCGCAGUCAGCCAGACCAGCAACAGUCUGACUUCACCUUUAUCUAUUAAAGUCACUCACAGGUGCCACAUUUUGGCAAAUGAGACAGUGAAAUGUGACGUCGGUCUUUACAAAUCACUGCAAGCGUGGAAGGAUCACAAGCUCCAUAUUGACCAUGAAAUCGAAACACUCCAGACGAAGAUUAAGAACCUGCGUGAGGUCAGAGGUCACCUGAAAAAGGCACGACCUGAGGACUGUGACUGCAGCAAAUACAUUUACAAGUCCAAAUACAAGAAUAAACUGAGAAGAUACAAAACAGGAAAUGUCCAUCCAUUCAGGAAAGGGAUGGAGAAAGAUAAGAAGACCUGGAUAUUGAUGGAGCAAAAACGCAGGAAGAAACUAAGAAAGCUGCUGAAGCGCCUGCGCAACAAUGACACCUGCAGCAUGCCCGGCCUCACCUGCUUCACACAUGACAACCAGCACUGGCAGACUGCCCCCUUCUGGACAUUGGGCCCGUUUUGUGCAUGCACCAGUGCCAAUAACAACACCUACUGGUGCAUGAGAACAAUAAAUGAGACGCACAACUUCCUGUUCUGUGAAUUUGCCACUGGAUUUCUGGAAUACUUUGACCUCAAUACAGAUCCGUAUCAGUUGAUCAAUGCGGUGAACACACUGGAUCGGUAUGUUCUGAAUCAGCUGCACGUUCAGCUCAUGGAGCUCAGAGGCUGUAAGGGGCACAAGCAGUGUAACCCCCGCACACGCAGCUUUGAUGUCGAGGGCAAAUUUGGGAAGGCUGGGAAGGAUAAUUCGCAAAAGGAGGAAGUCCCGGAAGACACCGACCUGUUUCCCGGGGAGUCGAACUGGUCAGAACUUGAACCCUUGUACAGACUCGAUGAGCACGCCUACGAUCUCAAACUCAACUUCACACUCAGUCUGGAUGACUGGGCUCAUUUCAGCCGCUCUGUGGACCACAUGUUCACGCUCCUCAGCAACGACAACCAGCCCUACUCUCCGCCCCGCCCGGAGGAUGGAGAAACGGGACGAGGCCACGCUCGAGUGUCCUCCUCCAGCCAAUCCGCUUCAGCCAUCUACCUGACCACCCUGGCCACACCCGCUCUUUUAUUGAAGCAAGCAGGCGCUGAGGUUUUGAGAGACGCUUUUGGGUUAGACUGGGGGGGAAGUCCCGCCUCUUUUUCACGUCGCCCGCCACCUGUUGGGUCGGAGGGGGGCAAUGCGGACCGGGACGCUCCUCCUGAGCUCCUCAGUGAGAGAGACUGGAGGGAGGAGGAAGAGGAGGAGUUUGUGAAGAGACGGACAGGGAGGUUAAGCUGCGCCCACUGUGACAGCAAUGAUGUUUUGCAGGAGACGGUUUGACUCUGAUUUCAUGUUCCUCUCCCUCCCUCUCUCCACAGAAGAGACAUCUAAAUGAUUCAAAAACAAGGUUUAAUGUCAGCCGACUUUGUUUUCCUCUCUUGUAUGUUCCCUCGCUCCAUUUCUUUCGUUAACCGGCCUCAGAAGAGCGGCAUCAUUCUGCAACAUUCCCAGCUACAGUCAGUCCGUUUCCUCAAAUCGUCUGUGAGAUCCGCUAGGCUUUGAACAGAGCACAUCCUUUUCUCUUUUAAUAAGAAAGAAUCCACACACUUUUUAUUCUUUUAGAUUUGUUUUGUUCCAGAGGGAUUUGGGAAGGGGUGGGGGUUACGAUCCAUACUAUUAAAAAUUUGUCAAAUCAUAUGGAAUGAGUUACAUAUUCAGUUUAAACUGUAAUGCACCAUAAUUCUUGAUGGCUGCUUUUUCGCUUGGUGUCUAUUGAAAGUAUCUCCCUUUUUGGGAUGUUGUCUUCUAUAGCCUUACAACUUUACAGAACAACACCUCAAAAUAGGUCAAUAGUGUGCGUGUGUGCCUGUGUGCGUUUGUGUGUGGUGUGUGUGUCCACGUGCGAGUGGGUGUGUGUGUGCACAAAAUGGGUUCCUUGUCUUUUGAAGUAAAAGGUGAACAAAUAUUGUGUUUUCUGAUUUCAUGUGUAACUCAUAACGUAUGUUAAAUCAUUAAUAGUUCACAUUUGGAUAUUGUCUCUUUUUAUUUUGAUAUUAAAAUGUUCAUUUUG
This is a messenger RNA of Triplophysa dalaica, 4603 nucleotides long. RefSeq names its product sulfatase 2b (gene sulf2b). The transcript is spliced from 22 exons. Lineage: Eukaryota; Metazoa; Chordata; Actinopteri; Cypriniformes; Nemacheilidae. Gene Ontology annotation, cellular component: endoplasmic reticulum; Golgi apparatus; cell surface. Bases 736 to 3873 code for a protein of 1045 amino acids. The record is from RefSeq and is a predicted model, not a curated record. Gene Ontology annotation, molecular function: N-acetylglucosamine-6-sulfatase activity; calcium ion binding; glycosaminoglycan binding.